AAACGAGAGGGGGCGGGGGUGUGUGGACCUCACCGCUGACGGGACCCAGUACAGGCACCCCGAUUGUGCCCUGCUCUCAUCAUUUCUGGAGGUGAGGACAAAAGGGGGAAAUCGGAAGAAAGGCCCGGGAUCCGACUGUCGUGACGGCUCCCCCCCCAACCACCGAAAUUGGUCGCCGAUGGUCAGGCUUUCCUGGAGCCGUAAAGACUGAGGGGGGGCGGGCGGGGGGGGAAGCGGCGCAGCAUUCGACUCCAGACUGGGGUUUCCUGCCACAACAGCGGGAUUGUCAAAAGGAAGGAGCCGUCCACACUGAGCAGGGCCUUGUAUUGCUGCGAUUUCAGGUGUGUGUGUGUUUAAGACGCUGGUCAGCAGCUGCUGCAAAAUGAAUUUAUCUGCAUGGAGUUACUGAGGAAAAGAUGAGAACUGGAGUUUGAAAGGACCGAACUUGAAGUGGAAUAAAUGGAUUACCUUUCUUUUGGGAAAUAGUUGCCAUGGAACUGGGUAGAAUGAAAUGAUGGUUGACAUGCAAUAGCAAAGGUAAGACAGCUAAAUCCUGAAGAGCUAGGAGAGCAUCAAGAGGAAUAUAUGCCCAGACACAAUGAAAUAAGAAGGACCAAAGAUUAUCACCCUGAAGAACGCAUGCAGUGACAAAAAGAAAACAAACAAAAAUAAUACAAAAUGAGAAUGACCAAGAAAGACAAGAGCAUAAGUGUCAGUGCAUCCAAGAGUGGAUGAGAAUAUCUAUGGAGUUCUGGAAAGUGUUUUGUAAAAGUCUGUUUUCAGACCUUUCUGACUCAAAUCACCAUCUCACACGUGUGGUUCAUGCCCUGGCAAGAUUACACUUAUUAACAGAGGAAAGAUUUUCUUGUCAGAAUUCUGUCUCAAUGGAACAUUGACGUUUUUUGCGCAAUUGUAUCUUUCCAUAAUCUUUAUCGUAAAACAGCUAUGUUUACUGGAGCUGUUGUGGUACAGCAUCUGCAAGUGAGACAUUUAAAGUUGCCUUACAUAGUGGUGUUAGUCAUCCAUGAUAUCAUAUUCUUGAUGCCAAACUGCUUCAGCUGCAGAAGAAUGACUACAAAUUUUAAACCCGCUGUAGUGUGAGCCUUUUUAUGUGAAAACAACCAUAGACCAUUGCGACGUUGAAGUGAGAAAAUUUUUACUCUUUGAUACAACAAUCAUCUGUUGGUUAAUUAUAGCAUUCAUAUAUAUUCCCAAUGCUUCAGUGUUCUAGUGGAUUUAACAAAUAAUUUUAACAAAAAGUUCUGCGCUCUUCUGCAUCCAUGGUCCCUGCUAUCAUCCCCUCAUUUAUACAUCAGUGGUAUUUCCCACUGACAUUAAUCAGUGUUGUCUUUCUUUAAUUCAAAAAGAAAAACAUGCAGAAUUUUUCUAAAAGCCCCACCCCCCACUCUCUCCCCCCUGGCUUUAGCAUGAGGGGUGGAAGCGGACCUCCAUAUCUCCCUCAACCAGCAGACCCCCAGGUCUCCCCAAGGAUGACAGAAGAUUAUGCAGCGAUGCAACAGCAGAGCCUACACCGAGGCCAUCCCCACUCCAAUCAAGCCAGCCCCAUGCUUGCUUACAAUGCUCGAAACAGAGGCAUCGUAGAGCCACCGCCCACGCAGGGUAACCUUCACAGCAGCAGUAACAAUCCUUACAGGAAGGACACAAUGGAUUAUUAUUUUUCUUUGUGCGGGAAGGACAAAAACAGAAGAGGAGGUCUCGUCUAUGGGACAGGAUUUGCUUACCCCAAUAUUGAUGGACAUAUACCUCCCCAGUACAGACAUUCUAGCUCUGCAUCUGUAUUAUCAUCUGGCAUCAUGUCACAAUAUUCAGUCGACUAUGGGCCCAGCACUGGUUCAGGUGGAGGAUCUGGAGCAUUCUCUCCCCAUCAAUACAAUAUGGGUCACAAUGCUGCAAUGCAGGCCAUGCCAGCUUCUCAGAGCCGCCAACAUGGACAAACAUUUUCUCCAGUCCAGCAUGGACAGCAACAUCGGAGUUAUCCAACUUCUGGUCACAGAAUGACACCUCAAUACCCACAAUACUCUCCACAGGCUGGAGCAUCCACGGGGUCAUCGGGAAUGUACAGCCCCCCUCCGCAGAGAUACAUUGAUGGGACUACUAACACCGGUUUUGAUCCCAAAGUCAACAGUUCGCACAGUGUCAACUCAACUGCAAACUCUGCUUCUGCUUCAGCUGCUGCUAACAAUAUGGGCCCAGUGGAGAGUGUUCAGCAGCGUUACCAUGCAUCAAACUAUGCUGGAUAUAUUCCACAGACGCAAACACUUCAGAAGGAAGGCACACUACAGCACUGCAACACACAGCACAAUUUAAGUGUGGGUUAUGACAACCCUCUUAAGAUACAUCACCAAGGCCCAACUCCAGGCUCUGUUUAUGGUAAACAUCACCAGGCCUCCACCUCCAGUAUACCUCAUGUAACAUCUCGAGAAAUAGCCAAAUCCCCAAUGCAUCCUCAACAAAGUCAGAUGAACCAAAACCUCAGCCCGAUUUCCAAUCCGUCCCCAGCUGCUUCUGCAGUACAUUCCCCCAGCUGUAGCUCCACUCCUUCCCCUUUGAUGGGUGUUUCAGAAACAUACGUGAACCCCUCUGGUCCUUCCCACCCUCCAUCUACUGUGCAUAGCAGCAGCCACAGUCAUAGAUUAAUACAGGCUGUGUCACAGUUAAGUCCGACACCCAACUCAAACAGUAGCAUCAGUAGUUGUGGUAGCACUGGCAGUCACAAAGGUCAUAAUGUCAGUACUAUUGGAGUAAACAGUGUGCCACCAACAAGCUGCAACAAAACUGGUCUAGGUUCUGGAUUUGUACCCCGAGAGGAAGGUCCCUCUGUCUAUUCUGCUCCUGCAGUUGGGAAAAUGCUGGAUGCAGGACUAAAUAGUCUUAAUGCCUUGAGCUCCCAGGUAGCUAACUUACCGAACACUAUUCAACACAUGCUACGCACUGACAAUGUGCUCUCACAGAAGAAGAGCAAAGAUGGUGGACAAAUGCAACAAGCAACACACGGUGUUCCGCCAUUGCAACCGAGGAGUAGAAAUGCAAGUGCAGCCUCAAGCACUGGCACAGUUAAAGAUGGUACUGUUGUCGGAGUUGCUGAAGGUGCUGGUUUAGAAACUGUUGCAGAUGAAGACUCCUCCUUUCUUUCAUCUGAGACCAAGAUGGAGCAAGAGGAUCAUUUAAUAGAUGGGGGACAUACAAGAGUGAGGCAGAUGAGUGGUGCAAGCAGUGGAUCUGAACCAAUUUUUUAUCACGCUCCUCAGAGUCAACCCCAGCCACAACCUGGACAAGUAUUACAUGCCAAAACAUUCACUUACAAGUCACCACCCAAAGAAAUAGUGUCAAAAGCAAAUGUUCACAUUGCUUCAACAUUAAAAUCUCCAUCAUCUGAGUGUCGGUCAUCAGAGGCUGACCCAAAUUCACAUUCAAAACCUCCAGUUUCCUCAUCCACCCACUGUAUUGUUCCCCAGCCAAACCGUGUCUCACAUCCUAGUUUUUUCAAUAAUAACUCAAAAGGUGGCCAUAAAAAGAGUGCCGAAAUAAAAAAUGAGCAGAUCAAAACUGAACUUGAAGAUGGGGUUGAAAAAAUGGAGAAAGGCAAUAGCCAAAUGCUACAAGAUGGAGAAAUCAGCACAAAGCAUGGCCAGGAUAAAGAAAAUAUGUUGCACACUGCUUCUACAGCACAUGAUGAGAGUGAACAAAAACCCACAACUGAGGAACAGCUAAGUGUUGGUGUGAUUGUUUCAGCUCGUUCUGAGGGAAGUCAGGUUGAAAAAAGCAAGCAACCGCAAGACCUCUGUUUGAAAGAGAAACAGUCACAAUCCUAUUUGAAAGAAUCGAUGAGUCAUAAUGGGGAGGAAGGUAUUGACCUGAGUCGAUAUCCAUCCCAGCACCCAAAAUCAAAUCUUGAACAGGCCCACAAUUUGAACCAGUUUGGAUCACAUAAGUAUGGUUUUAUAGAAUCAACAUAUGGCUCAGAUUUGUCUUUGAUGAAAAAAGGAAGGACUGGCCCAGCAGGUGGACUGGAAUCAAGUUCCAGAAACUAUCAGCAAUCUCACUCCGGUUAUGGUCCAACGCAUUCAAAAGAAUUGAGUUCUCUAGCAGAGGCAUUCGGGAAGCGAGGGCAAGCAAUAGGAACAAAAGGCCAAGAGGACAUUUCUCAAAUCCAACAAUUCCCUAGCCUUUUACAAGAAGUUCUUCAAGGCUAUAAUUUAGAUAGACGUUAUGGAAGACCAGAACAGGCCUUUCCUGCACAUCUCCAAGUUCAACAACAAUUUCAAACGAGAUACCCAUAUGGUAUGACAGAAAAUAUGAGGAUGGUAGAAGGUGGAGCCAGUGAUACUUUGGCCCAAAUGGGAACCAUUGGAAAGCCACAACAUCAGAAUCACCGACUUGGAAGUAAAACCAAUUUUGGCACAGGACCUCAAUCUUCAAUGAAGCCAGAGGUUUUCAAUAGCAAGAUAUUGCAAAAUACUGCAAAAAAAGAAGUGGAUUUCUCUGAAGAUCAUUUACCACGCGCCUCAAAUACACAGCCACUCCAACCAAAACAUAUCAACUUAGCUGACUAUUCUCUUCCACAAAGAAAAACGUUGAAUGUGUCCACUUCAUCGUCUGCUGUACAGGAGCUCCUUUUGCAAGAGCUAGAGCCACUGAAAGGGUGUACUGGUCAAGCAGAAUCUCAGAAAUCAGAACGUCGCUCUGUCAUCUGUGAUGUGUCGCCAAAUAGACGUAGCACACCAGAGAGGGACAGGGAGAGUAACAGAGAGCGAGAGAAAAAUCAGAGUGUAGCCUCUGUGAUUCAGCAACCAUUUUCCUCCCCAGCAUCAGCCAAUGAUUUGAAUAAAAAGGACAUUUUAGAGAAAAAAGUGGUAAAAAUUGAAACAGCAUCCAAAGAGAUUGGUCCAAAUCCUGACUUCCAUGGCAGUGGUGGAACGAAUGAGACCGAUAUGGAAUAUUCUUCAAAAUCUGCUCGUUCAUCCAUUGUGCUAAAUUCUGAUCACUAUAGGCACUUGCCGCCCAAUUCUUUAUCAUCACCGUCAAGACAUCAGUCAUAUCUUUAUGGUGUGGAUAUAGUAACAAGCAAUGCCAACAGUUUUCCUGGUUAUCGGUUUGGAGAGACAAGAGAAAGCAAUAUGCCACGUGGACACCCUCAUUUUCCUUCCCAUCAUCCAUACCACAAUUUAUCACCCCAGGCUCAAACUACAAAUAAGCUUCAAAUGUAUCCUCACCCUCGUGGUCCUUUCCAGCAUUCACAUGAAAUAAAUGAUUGGGUGAAAGCAAUGAACAGGCCUGCUAAGGAUAAGAUGAUGAUACCAGUUUCUUCCCCAGGAAGACAUAAAGUCAGCCAAUCAGAGCACAGACAGAGAAUGAUCCCUCAAACAGACAUGCACAGUGAUCAACAUGGAUCCAAAACACUACUCCAUCAACAAGGUUUAUACUAUGACAUGAAAAUGUGGGAGACAACACCCCCGGGUAGAGAUGGUGUUAGAAUCUUUGAAGGUGAUUCUUGCUAUAGGACACAGGGACUUCCUCCACCAUCAGCCGUUACUGCAGGUUCACAAGGGAUUUUGGCUCCUCCUAAAGCUCAUGGCUCAAAUACAGCAGAACACGAGGAAACUAAGCGCCCCUGCCUUCCUCCUCCAUGCAACUCUACUAAACCUCAAACUGACGUAACUUCUACUCAACCACAGGUACAGCGUCAAACUAAGUCUGGAGGUCCUGGAGAGACAAAUCCGCUUAUAUUGAGAAGGAGAGUGCGUUCUUUUAUCUCUCCUAUUCCUGCCAAAAGGCUACUGCAGGAUGCAUCUCAGCAGAGGGCUGCCACAAAUUCACACGCUCCUGGGGCGCACUCGGAGUCAAACCAUCACAAAGAAGAUGAACCAUCCUCUUCUAAUAUUCCAUGUCUCUCUUCCCCUUUGCCUGGUGAUAAUACCUUUCCUAAAUCUCUAUCUCCAUCAAGUGGUAAUACAAAGGCCUUGGCUCCAAAGAAAGGGCGUGGUUUGAAACUAGAGGCAAUAGUUCAGAAAAUAUCACCAAGUAUUACAAAACCUGCAGGCAGUGGUGAUGAUGGAACUAAUCAUUACCCAGGCUUUUCUAACGCAACCACCCCAUUGUUUAGUGAUUCACAGGACCAAGACAUAACCCAUUUUCCAAGGGUUGUAGGAGGGGAUGAUUGUUAUAUUGAAGACUCUCACUCAUUAAAUGACAUGAUGCCCUUCAGAGGUGUAGAUGAGACUGGCCCAUUGCCACUGUCUGCAUACCCAUGUGAUACACAAACUCGUAAACAAAAAGACUUUGACUUUGGAUUAGGAGCUGCUGUGGUGUCAGCAUCUGGUGACAAGGAGGACUUUGCUUUGCUCGGACCUUUACCCCCUCCUCCACCUCUUCCCCGUCCAGUUCAGGGUUCCCCACCUCCAUCUUCUUCUGCGCUGUCAGACAUUCAACAUUUCACCAAUACUUACCAGGAGCUUGAGACAAGAAGAGGAGAGCAGUCUGCUGCAAACCUUCUUCAACAAAAACUUCAAGAAUCUGGCAUGGGAUUUGAUGAUUAUCCUGGCAGUGACUACUAUAGAACUACCUCACCCCAUCAUAGCCAAUCUCAAGGACAUGUUUUGAGCAGACAUCAGAUGUCCUCUCCUCGGCCAAAUCUGUCGUUACAAGAUUGUAAGACUUCAGAUAAUAAUGUGCCUAAAGGCUAUUUUCCAUCUGGCAAAAAGAAGGGCAGGCCAGUUGGGAGUGUGAAUAAACAAAAACGUGCCCAAAACCCAAUCCAAACACAGAUACAGUCUCAAGCUCAACCUCAAAACACAAAUCAGAAUUAUUCUCAACUGCCACCAACUCCCAUUACAACUGCUCCUACAAUACCUGACACAGUUCAAACUACAACCAGCACAGAUGACUCCAUCUUAGAAAGCAAAAGCACUCCUCCUCUGACCCCACCCAUUUUAACCCAGGUAGUAAAAGUGGAUGUUGAGAGUGAACCGAUGCAACCAGAGGUUGAAGUCAAACCUGUGAGACGGCGGCGCAAAGGUUUGAAAGAUGAAGAUGGCUCACCAGAAAGAAGAGGACGUCAGCGGAUGAGAAGAGGAGGGGCACCAGCAUCACAAUCAACAGCUAGAGAUAGCCCAGAAACGCUGUUAGGGGCAAAAGGGGCUAACGGCACAAAUAAAGCAUUCCUGGAUCCAAAUCUUAAAUGCCUGUUUGUGCCACACAUUCAUGUAGAGAACAAAAUACCAGAGAUUGGGUCAGUGUGCACGAUUGUAAAUGCUGAAGAUGACAAGUUGAAAGGAGAGCGCAGUGCGAUUGGAGGGAAAACAGGUGGGAGUGGAACUGAUUCUCAACCAACCUCAACUCUUUACUUACAGUUAUCAAAGAGAGAAUCAGAGAUGAGGGAGACGGACCAGGUGGAAACUACACUUCAGUCAGGAAAAGCACUCCCUUCAUCCAACUAUGUUGUUUCUGGACCUGCUAUUACAGAAACGAAACAUUCUGGCCGACAGCUUUGCUGUCUGUGUCAAAAAUGGGCCAAUUACAAACACCUUGGAGAUCUUUAUGGGCCUUACUAUCCUGCCGAAUACGCUGCAAAGCUCCCCAAAAACCAGCCCCAGGUUAGACAAUGUCAUACAACCACAGGCGCAGCCAAAGCUGUACCAAGCUUGCAAAGUGGCUCAAAUGUUUUAGACGCUUUGCAAAACGUACAAAAACAUGUUCCGUUGUCCAGACCCACAGCUAUAAGUAACUGCACCGUAAGCUUGGAUUCAAAUAUAAAAUCUCUUUCCGCUACAGUAAGAGCUCCUUCCUUAGCUUGUAGAGAGGAUUUGAUUGGCGAGUCCAGUACCAUUGCCUCUUCUUACACCGCCAGUAAAACCACAUCUUUAUCCUGGGACAUGAACCUUGAUGUCCGACCUAUUCCAGAGCUAAAGAGAGAGGCAGACUUUGACACUGAGCAGCAGCAGUUGCUAACACAGCAGCAAGAGCAGCCCGCAGAUGAAGCCCAACAACGACCACAACACCGAAAGCUGACGUCACAUCCACGCUUUAAACGGAGGCACAAAUCUAGUGAGGACUCUCCCAGAAUGGUGCCAUCCAACAGUAAGGCUUCCCUGCCCUUCCAGCCUCCGCCGCCAGCUUUGGACACCCUGGGACCAUUGGCACAACUUGCCCAGUUGCCUCAGAUGCCCAUGGACCCAGAGGAGUUGUGGGUUCAUGAAGGAUGCAUCGUGUGGACCAGUGGAGUAUACCUUGUCAAUGGGAGACUGUAUGGUCUGCAGGAGGCACUAGAUGGUGCUAGAGACACAAGCUGUUCAUACUGUGAGAUGGUUGGCUCCACCCUGGGCUGCUACAGUAAAGGCUGUAUACGUCGAUAUCACUAUCUGUGUGCAAUUGAAACAGAUUGUUCUCUCAAUGAAGAUAACCUUUCACUCCGGUGUCCGAAGCACAAGGUUACCCAGAGCGUUCGGCCUACCAAGUCGGUAUACCUGGAGCAGUCCGAGAGAGGGUGAGACACAUUCAGUCAGGCAGCAGUUUGGACAAGAGUCGGCUAAGAAAUUAGACUUGUUGUGAAGAUGACUUGCACAGGCCCAACAACAAAAGGGAAUGUACAAAUUCAACAGGAAUCGGCAUCAUUUACAUUCAAGACGUUGGAGAAAAGAAGCCGCUAUUAUUGCUCUUUUACUACAAAGCAGAAAA
This is a messenger RNA of Phycodurus eques (leafy seadragon), 8694 nucleotides long. It is a transcript of the gene tcf20, whose product is annotated as transcription factor 20. Gene Ontology annotation, cellular component: nucleus. The coding region runs from base 1374 to 8507 and encodes 2377 amino acids. The record is from RefSeq and is a predicted model, not a curated record. Lineage: Eukaryota; Metazoa; Chordata; Actinopteri; Syngnathiformes; Syngnathidae. Gene Ontology annotation, biological process: regulation of transcription by RNA polymerase II. The transcript has 6 exons.